AUGGCGUUCGCUCGUUCUCUCGGCCUCCACGAACCCUCGGCCGUGUCCUAUUUGGUUGCAGAGGGCAUUCUACCUCCCGAUCCAUCAAAAACCCAGUACAAAUGGAGGACCUGUGUUGACGAAAGUGGGUUGACCGGCCCCGUGGACGAUGAGCUGGUGUGGACGAAGCAUUGCGUGGUAUGGUCCCGCGCAGGGAUGGUAAAGAGAGUGUUCCGGUUGGAUCCCGAGAAAGAGGAGAUUCGAUACGCUUUAUUCACGCAAUUUGCGGCGGGGAAUAUCAAGAAAUCUAACCAAACUACGGGGAAUACAGUUCCCAAUCGAUCCCGGGCCACAACCACAGUGACUGGUGCACGCGGCACUGAAAGCCAGAGAAAUGGGGGCUCGUCGACACUGGAAAGCCCGGGCUCGACAUUGGACUUGCAUGGAGAUGCGCAGGUUGCUGUGGUUGCACCUCAGCAGCCGAGCGAGAGACUUUCGAGGGCUCUGGUCGUGGUCCUCAAGUCGCAGGCCCAUAUCUUCUUCGUUGCGGGGAACAGCCAUACGAUCCCCCUUCCUUUCGAGGUGGAAUCAGUUUUCGCCACUCCUCAGGGUCUUCUCUUUCAAAGAAAGGGUUUGGAGGAAAUCGAGGCACUCGAAAACCCAAGCGCACCUCCCAAUUCAUUCAUGACUGCUCCGUUAUUCGAUCCCCGAGCAUCUCAAUCAUUAGAUAUUCCACCAGCACCCAGCAAAACCACCCAACCAUCAUUGAAAUUGUCGUCUGCGCAAGGCACUAGCUCAGGUACCGAUCUCCCUCGGGUCUUCUCCCUAAUCGAUCCUCAUUCAGAGAUGGGUUUGGUGGUGACUUCCCAACCCUCGCGGUGGUUGCAACGCAGCGUCAGCAGCAUCAAGAGGAGUCCACCUGGGCUAGAGGUGCUGGACCCAGCGGAUGACAUCGUGUAUGUUUCUUCCAAAGAUGAGCUCUCGAGCUUGGGCGCAUCUCCGAUGAAUGCACAUUUGAUCCUGGUGGUCACCAUUAACACAACAACUGGACUCUAUACAAUAUGGGCUGCACGGUACAAGAGCGACCAAACGGGAAGCUCAAUGAGAGAAAAGGCCAGACGAGAAACGGGAGGCACUCGAUCGAACCGAAGAAGCUCGUACUUCGGAAUGGCAACUGGCGCAACCACACCUGCCGCACGCCCUUCGGCCAGAGAAAGCUUUGGGCCCUGGACGGAAAACUGGAACUCUCAACAACCCGAGACUCAAACCGAUGCCGAAGAAGACUUAGCCUCGAGAGUAGCGCAAGAUUUCGGCGAUGUCGGUGUUCCUCUCAAGACGUCGAGGCGGGUCAGCUCAUUGCUUGCUCGGACAGAUCUCGCAACGAGCCAAGAUCGCAUCACGUUUUCAGAUCUUGCCACGGGCAGUCAGUCAAGCACCGCGCUCCCAGGCGGAGGCAGACAGUCUUUGGGAGGCGCAAGCACCCGUGGAAGCUUUGGCUUCAACCCACGAGCCUCACUUCCCCCCGCAACGGGCUCGGUUUACAGUGUCGCGGGUAGUUUCGUGGAUGCCCCGGUGGAUAGAGUUCUCGAAGGACUCAACAGUGAUAUCCUAUCUGAAGGGGUUGAGAAAACUUCUCUUCGGGAAUCAACCUCCGGAUUGCCAGAGGAGCUCAUUUUAUCCAAGAUAGAAAGCUUUUCCUCCAGGUUCUCUGGGAGUUUUCACUCGUCCACACAGCAGACACGGCCGCACCGAUUGAGUGUUUCUACGCUUUCUUCUGUCGACUCUGGAAACGCACAGAACGGAAAAGCCGCCUCAGUGGCCGUCUGCAUCGUCGACCAAGAUUCACGAAACAUGAUCAUAGUGAACCUGAAAGCAGAUCGUGCGGCAGUGUCGAAAAACAGAGGGACCAAGAAGGCCAAACCCUCGGAUCGCCCAUUUCUAGUCCAUGCAACAGGGAUCCAGCAUGUCCCAAAUGUCUGGGACGCUCGCACAGUCAUCGACGGAGAAACAUCGCGAAUUCUCACAUUGACUGUGGCGGAAAAUGGACAACGUGAGUUAUCAUUGCAAACGCUAUGGGGGAGCCCGACAAAGGUUGAGAUCCCUGUUCCUCUGCAAUUGUAUGAACCCCAUGGGGUGUCUGCCAGCAAAAUCGUGGGUCGUUCGAGAGAAAGUGGUGUCAACCGGGUCAUGGCAGACCCCGACCUCGUUUUCACGGAAUUCGAUCAUGGCUGCUCGAGAGGAAAGAUUGACUUGGUGGAUACCGAGAAACAGCGGCACAGGCUUCAAAUUCAAAUGGAGCCCCGCAACGACUUGGUGAAAAAAAUACUCAGGAUAUGCAGAUUCUCCCUGCGAGACUUCGAGAAAGCCGGUGAUGGGAUGCUCCUGGCAUGGUGGGAAAUAAUGAAAUGGCUUCGGGGCAAGGAAGACAUCGGGAACGAUUUGGAAUGGACAGCUAUGGUUGUCGCAUUGUUCUCUCUAGCCAUUCCUUUUAUUCCUCAACCUCAGCCCCAGACACCGGCCAAGCGAGCCCGCCGUCGAGCAGUGGGGGUUUUCGUUGAUCUGGAAAGCUGGGAGGCCAUGCUUGAUUUGGAAUCUGGCGCCUCCGGCGUCGCCGCGCCGUGGAUGAUGGGCAGUUCCUGGGGAUGGAUUGUUGAACAGGAUGCGAUUGAGGAUUUGGAAGCACGAGAUGCGUCUCGGACGCCAAAGGCCGAACAUCCCAAUGCAACCCGAUCCACGUAUCGUUCCAACUCAUACGUGCUUCGAUGCAUUUCGCAGAGCCGUGAGUUUUUGCAGAGCUCACAGGGUGCCAGAGCCUCCGGCCACAAAGGCUACCUCCCUAUCUCGGAUGCCUUUUCCGAGAACACAAGAUGCACUGCACUCUGUACUGUACUGGUUGGCUUGCACCUCCUCCGUGAAGAGCAGAAGCUCUCCACCUGUGACUCCGAAGAGUCUCAGAGACCCUUGGGUCUUCUUGCCCCUAUCCUCGCCCAGCUUGGCGGCUGGCUGGGGUGGCAGUCCUGGAAAUGGACCGAAGAUGCCUACUUUGGCAUCGAAAUGGCCAGCAUGGAACGCUGGCAGUUUGAAGACACUCAAAUAUCCAACCUCGAUGUCCCCGCAGAACCUUUUGCGCCUCCAUCAAUUUUCGCUUUCCUCAUUGACGCUGCUCGUCAAACCCCAUCUCCGUUUCCUACCCUCCUUGAUAUCGUGGCUACAACGGACCGGGUGCCCAGAAAGGGACAGAUGUGGCGACAAUGCUUCAAUAUCACGCCCAGGACAUUAGCGCUGAAUGGCUUUCUUUCCGAAGUGCACCGCGUGUCGACUCCUCUCGAGAAGAUCAAGCUUUUACACCGCUGGGGGCUGACCAAAAGCAUCAUCGACACCUUCCCUGAAGGCGUGAGUGAACCGCUGUAUGAAGCAGUAAUGCAAUGCCAGAUUGAUGCUUCAACCGCCUGGAAUGCAACGCUUCUGGAGCUGAUCGACCGAGAGGAUCUCUACAUGUCGAUGAACCCCAUUCAUACCCAAACAUUUGCGGCACCCCAGCAGUCUGUGCUCUCCCAUGAUGCUCUACGAGAUUUCCAUUUCAUCAGCAGCUCGGCGUUGGACAUUGACACCAUCAAUGCUUUCGAGGCUUCCGCAGAGGCUGACCGGUUCUCCGUGACUCGGCUGAUCUUCCGGGAGGACAAGCGUUUCUUAGAAGCGGCGCGGCUGCUUAAUCAGUCCAAAGCACCCGUGGCAGAAUGCAUCCCGGAGCCAGAUUGGGGUGACUCGGAACUAUUGGAGGCGCAAAAAGAGCUUGUGCAGCUUGUGACGGUGCGGACGUUGUCUACCCCCGCCGGCCGCGCCAUGAUCUCGUUUAGCGGCCGGCUCCCUUUGCUGACGGAGAAGCUGCCGAUUCCAUCUUUCUCACUGCAAUGCGUGAUGAAACCAUCUAAUGUCACCAUCAGCGCCGAGAGAUCCGCAUUCACUGAAGAAAAGGUUUGCUGGGCGUUUUUCCACAACGGUGUAUCCACUGGUCUGGCGAUCUCGAAGGCAUCCAAAGGAAUAGAUACUUCCUGGAUCCUGUUCAACAAACCUCACGACCUCACGAACCGACACGCCGGGUUCCUGUUGGCCCUGGGUCUAAAUGGCCAUCUUAAGUCACUGGCUAAGUGGGUUGCCUUCAAGUAUCUCACCCCCAAGCAUACCAUGACAUCCAUUGGCCUCCUGCUUGGUCUCGCUGCGUCGUAUUUGGGUACUAUGGAUACGCUAAUCACACGCUUGCUAUCGGUGCAUGUCACAAGGAUGCUGCCACUGGGCGCAGCUGAACUGAAUCUGUCGCCUUUGACCCAAACUGCGGGCAUCAUGGGCAUUGGGCUACUUUAUUGUGGCUCUCAGCAUCGGCGUAUGAGCGAGGUCAUGCUGUCGGAAAUAGAAAAUACCGAGCAGGAUGAGCAGGCGCCAUCACAGGAGGACCUUCGUGACGAAGGAUAUCGUCUGGCUGCGGGGUUUGCGUUGGGCUUCAUUAACUUGGCCAAAGGCGAUGAUCUACGGGGGUUGCGUGACAUGCAUCUUGUCGAACGACUACUGGCAAUCGCAGUUGGUACAAAGAACGUGGAUCUUUCGCACGUGCUCGACCGAGCCACGGCGGGUGCAACGAUUGCCCUGACUAUAAUCUUCAUGAAAACCAACGACGCGGUUCUGGCGCAGAAGAUCGAUAUCCCGGACACCACCAUGCGCUUUGAUUACGUGCGACCAGACCUCUUCCUCCUGCGGACGCUGGCGCGGCAUGUUAUUAUGUGGGACAGCAUCAACCCCAGUCCUGAAUGGAUUAGCCAGAGCCUCCCGGAGGUGUACCGGCCGCGAUCACGUCUCACGGAUGUGCGCUAUCUGCGCAGCGAAGAUAUGCCAUUCUUCAAUAUCAUUGCUGGUCUCUGUUUCGCCCUGGGUCUCCGCUAUGCUGGCUCCGGUCAGCUGCAGGCGCGCGAUCUACUGGUGUUUUACCUUGACCAGUUCAUUCGCAUCUCGCGGCUGCCAGUACGCAACUACGAUGCCAGGCUAGCGCGUAACUCGGUCCGGAACUGCCAGGAUGUUGUGGCCUUGUCCACUGCCGCGGUCAUGGCCGGGACGGGCGACAUAGUCCUGUUCCGGCGUCUGCGCUCACACCAUGGCCGAAUCGAUGCUGACACGCCAUAUGGAAGCCACAUGGCGGGUCAUAUGGCCAUCGGGAUGUUAUUCCUGGGUGGAGGGAGCUACACAGUGGGCACAUCUGACCUUGCAGUGGCCUCGCUCCUCUGCGCAUUCUACCCCAUCUUCCCAACCACCGUCCUAGACAAUAAAUGCCACCUCCAAGCGUUCCGGCAUCUAUGGGCCCUCGCCGUCGAGCCACGCUGUCUUGUCCCGCGUGACCUUGAUACCCGUCGACCAAUUUCCAUUCCCAUCACUGUCACCUCUCGCGACGGCUCCACUCAGACCGUUACCGCCCCUUGUCUUCUCCCGAAUCUCUGCGGCGUCGCACGCGUCGAGGUCCGCGGCCCAGACCACUGGCCCCUUGUUCUUGAUUUCAGCCAGAAUGAUGCCCUUCUUGACAAGUUCCGGCACGGCGAUUCCUCUGUCUACCUCCGUCGCAAAGCAACCUACAGUCCAUCCGGCUCCUCGACCUCCCUCUUCGCCUCCACCCUCACCGGUCUCAGCGACGCCCAGGAUAUCCUCCCAUCCACCAGCGCUGCCGGGCCCAACCCCGCGAAGGGCCUUCCACCCUCUGCAUGGCCCACUCGCGCCGCCCUACUCUCCGGGUCUGCGUCUGCCACGACCACUCCAUCGCAGAGCCCAUGGGACUGGGUCUUUCACCUCUCAUCACUGCAAGGUCUUGACAUCCGCGAACGCUCCCUCGUUCUGCCCUCUUCAUUCCCAGCUCGCUCCCCACGCAUUACCACCGAUCUGCCCUCCGCGCCCCCCUGGCUGCGCACCUCAGCUGUCGACUCACGUCUCGCUCUGUCUCAUACCGUCCGCAAUAUCGUCCAGUCUGCCCGUGGCCGCGGCGCAGAUCCGGAUGAAGUUCGCGAUCGUGUCUGGCAGCUGCAGCUCCUGUUUGACUGGCUUGAUCGCACGCAGCCUGAUGACGACCGUGACGACCGCCCAGGCUCAUCCCAGUCUCAGACAUCCCCCAACGUGGCUGCUGCGUCAGGGUUGUGGUUGCGGAGAGACUUUAUCGAGGAAGCUAGGUGGCAGAUCUGGGGUGUGCAGAUUGGGGAUCGCGUUGAAGGGGAGAGCAACGUUGUUUCUCUUUAA
Molecule: messenger RNA, 6246 nt
Organism: Penicillium alfredii
Lineage: Eukaryota; Fungi; Ascomycota; Eurotiomycetes; Eurotiales; Aspergillaceae
Product: anaphase promoting complex subunit 1
Exons: 2
Coding region: 1-6246 (2081 amino acids)
Biological process (GO): metaphase/anaphase transition of mitotic cell cycle; protein K11-linked ubiquitination; anaphase-promoting complex-dependent catabolic process
Cellular component (GO): anaphase-promoting complex
Molecular function (GO): molecular adaptor activity
Source: RefSeq, a predicted model, not a curated record